UGUGUCUCUUGUAUCCUGUUAGAACACCAUGAGAUUCAGUUUCGAAGUAACAGAAACAGGCAGCAACAACAAAACCCUAACUCCAUCCCCACCAACUAAAACACCACCAUCUUCAUCUAAAGAACAAAUUGAAUGGAUUCCUCUACAAUCUCACCCUAUUUUUACAACCACCACCAUCACCACCACCGCUGGUGGUGGUGUAAGAAACCUAAUUGCUUAUGAUAAAAAAGCAUCUCGUCUUUACUUGUGGGAAUCUCAUACUCAAUCUCUACAUCGUAUCUCCAUUCGUCUUGGUGAUCCUGAUGACCCUACUUCUGUUCUUGCCUCUUCCUCUUCCAAGGUAUUGCAACCAGAUGUUCAUUUGAGUUUUGUUGUCAGCAACAUUUCUAUUAAUAGGAAUGGAUCAGCAUUAUUUCUUUCUGGUGAUCAUGGUCUUUCUGUUAUGUAUCUAUUUGGAAGAAAUUCGGCGAAAGAUAGUACGAUUAUAUGCAGGACUGUUUCAGUUGGGUCUCAAUAUUAUUACGAAAACCACAAUUCGAUACGAACAUUGCAAAUUUUGUGGCACCCUAUUUCGGACACUCAUUUGGGUAUCCUUUCUUCUGACUCAGUUUUCAGACUUUUUGAUUUGUCUUCGGAUCUGGAAAAGCCGGAGCAGGAAUAUUACUUACAGCCGGUCGAACCUGAAAAAUGUCGAAAUGCUGCAUCUAUCUGUCCUGUGGGAUUUUCAUUUGGAGGUGAACACUUGUGGGAUAGGUUUACGGUGUUCAUUUUGUUUAGUGAUGGUUCAAUCUACAUUCUCUGCCCAGUUGUUCCCUUUGGAAGUGUGCACAGAUGGGAUUCUAUUUGGGAAAUUUAUAACGACGCGCACUUAUUUGGGCUGAAGGCGUCCAACUCAAGGGCAGUUAGUUACUCUAGUUUGGCUAUUGCUUGGUUGAAAGCAACAUUUCCUCAGUUGGUGAGUCAACCAGCAGGAGGAGGAAGUUCAGUGGCACUGAGAGCCCAUCCCUAUGUACCGUUUGAUGCUUCUCUUUCGUUACAGGGGCCUCUCCGUAAAGUCUGCCAUGGUGAUGAAGAAGAUUCUGAACUACAGGGUACAACAUGUGAAGGUAGGGCGGUGGGGAUUCUGUAUAACAUAAUCAGCAAGGAUUCAGUCUUGGUGACUUCCUGGAGCAGUGGGCAGUUGCAAAUAGAUGCUCUAGCUGAUGAAAUUCAACCUGUUUGGAAUGUCGGUAACCCGCCUCGUGUACGUGUUGAUUCUCAUGACCAUAUCCUUGGCGUUGCCAUGAUUUGUGAGUCAAGCCUGGGAGAUCGUCCUGUUGUAAAGCUUGAUCAACCACUAGAUCAUACUGUUUGGUUAGGAAACUCACCCCCUUUGUUGAGUUUGGCUGUUGUGGAUUUGGCUUUGCCUGAAAAUAUAGAUAAUGGUUCCCUUAUUUCGAUGUUUGCUGAUCCCUUCAUCCCAGAAAGAAUAUACUGCCUGCACGGUGGUGGUGUAGAUUCAAUAGUUAUACAUUUUCUACCUUUUACAAGCCAGGCAAGUGGGAAAGAUGAGGUCAUGAAGGCUCCUUCUGUGUAUUCAAUUCUGAGUACAUCCCUAGGCGAAACUAGCUUCCCAUCCCUGCUUUCUGGUUUUCUGGCUCUAGAGGAUUCAUUUGGUUAUUCUUGGAUAGUGGCAGUCACCUCCUCUCAAGAAUGUAUAGUAUUAGAGACGAAAGAUUGGAAUAUUUCGUUACCAGUUCAUGUUGAUAGGGAAAAGAAAGAUAGCAUUGACGAGUUCCAAGAGAAAGAUACUCCAGUUGUUUUGAGCAAGGAACUCCUGGAUGGACCUAAUGUGGUUCUUAUUCCUCAGGCCUCACCUAAUUUACGCGCUCUUGUUGCUGAUUCCAUUGAAGGUCGAGCAGCUCUCCAUCAAUACUCUAAGCUUUUCCAUGAGAAUUACGUUGAGUAUGCCCACAAGGUCUGGUUUGAACUUAAACAUCACGGAGGUUACCUGGAGAAAGUGAUUAGUAAACAAAAAGAACGUUUACAUAAUGCACAGCAGGAUCUUUCAAAGGUCGAGGAGAGACAACCAAGCUUGGAUGAUAGGAUUAACCGUGCAUUAGAGGUACAUUGCAGUCUAGAAGACCGCCUACGGACAUUGAGAAACUUGCCCAGGGGCCACAAGAAACCACUGUCUAGAGCAGAGCUCGACUUCAAAACUGAGCUUGACAGGUUUACCGGAUUGGAGUUGGGUGCUUUGCGUUCAUCUAUUGAAGCUCUAAAUGCGAGGGCUAGAAAGUUCACACAAUCCUCAAAAAGUAGCGGGGGCUCAAAGUCUCCACAUAGACAGUUACCAGGCAGGAGGAAGAAUCCUGUCCCAGAAUCCCAAGUUUCCCAGCUUAGAUCAGCUGUAGAGAAACUCUCACUAGUGAACAGUGAGACUUCGAAAAAGGUUAAAUUAGUCGAAUCUGCUUUGAGCAAAAUAGAGAGCAAGGAGUAGCAAACGACCUAACUCUGCGUUUGGCACCACUGGAAUUCUAUUCCCAGGUCAUUCCAAGUACCUAGAACCUGAACUCCAGGUGGUUCCAACUACCUCCAGUCCAUUUAAUCAUAGCAAAACAAACUCGGCCAUUUAACCACUUAGUCACGAUAGCCCUCUCUUGGUUUAUUGGAGGAUACUUAGGAUUGGUAGGUAUGGAAGAAUCUUGUAAUCUUUUGAUGUGAAAAACUAUGGCGUCGAUGUAAUAGCAUUUAUCCUUGAUAUUCAUCUAACUGAUUUGCCAUGUAACAAAGCUAUCUAUAUGAAUUCCGAAGAAAACAAAAAGACUAUCCUGUCCAACAUUUGGUGUUUGGCAUAAAAGUUAAAAGGGUGGAAAAUUUGAAUGGAAAU
Molecule: messenger RNA, 2869 nt
Organism: Papaver somniferum (opium poppy)
Lineage: Eukaryota; Viridiplantae; Streptophyta; Magnoliopsida; Ranunculales; Papaveraceae
Product: nuclear pore complex protein NUP88-like
Exons: 9
Coding region: 29-2479 (816 amino acids)
Biological process (GO): ribosomal small subunit export from nucleus; protein import into nucleus; ribosomal large subunit export from nucleus
Cellular component (GO): nuclear pore
Molecular function (GO): structural constituent of nuclear pore
Source: RefSeq, a predicted model, not a curated record